AUGGACCCCUUCGCCACCGACUCUGAACUCCUCAACAUCCAUACCGCCUUCACACAAUCUCAAUACUCCACCGUCCUCUCCGACUUCUCCCCCGCCGACUUCUCCCCCUCCAACCGCCUUCCCGCCCAAAUUCUACAGUACCGCGCCCAAUGCGCCCUUGGCCAGUCCUCGGAGGUCCUAUCCUCCAUCUCCGAGUCUGACGCCCGCGCCACGCCCGAUCUGGCCGCAAUGCGAGCUUUCGCACGUUUCUGCCAGAACCCUGAAAGAAGUGAAGACGCGGUCACGGAAGCCGAGAGACUGGCGGAACGGUACGGGGGUGAGAAUCUACAUGUGCAGCUAUUAUGUGGCAUAAUCCUUGCCCGCACACCAGGGAAGUCAGACGCGGCGUUGCAACUCCUCUCGAAGCACCAAGGCAGCCUCGACGCAGUGGCACUAAUGGUGCAAAUUCACCUCACCCAGAACCGCACCGACCUGGCGGUCAAAGAGGCGCAAUCCGCGCGCUCGUUCGCCCAAGAUGCACUCCUUGUCAACCUAGCCGAAAGUUGGAUCGGGAUGCGCAAGGGCGGACAAGACGAGUACCAGAAAGCCUUUUACGUGUUUGAGGAACUCGCGCAGGCGCCCGGGUCAAGGAGUGUGGGGAGUCUUGUUGCGCAGGCGGUCAGCGAGAUCCAUUUGGGACGGUUGGAGGAGGCGGAGGUGGGUUUAGAGGCUGCUGUGGGGAUGGAGGGGCAGGGGGAGGAGGUAUUGGCGGAGGCGUGGGCGAAUAAGGCCGUGCUGGAUGCGGCGCUGGGGAGGACUACGGGUGAGAGCGUGGCGAAGCUGAAGAGUCUGAAGGCGGGACACGAGUUGUUGGCUGAUAUGGAUGCGAAGAGGGAGGCUUUCAGGGCGGCCGCGGCGAAGUAUAGU
Messenger RNA from Baudoinia panamericana UAMH 10762, 906 nucleotides. RefSeq lists its product as uncharacterized. Gene Ontology annotation, biological process: intra-Golgi vesicle-mediated transport; retrograde vesicle-mediated transport, Golgi to endoplasmic reticulum; endoplasmic reticulum to Golgi vesicle-mediated transport. Gene Ontology annotation, molecular function: structural molecule activity; protein binding. Lineage: Eukaryota; Fungi; Ascomycota; Dothideomycetes; Mycosphaerellales; Teratosphaeriaceae. The record is from RefSeq and is a predicted model, not a curated record. The transcript has a single exon. Gene Ontology annotation, cellular component: COPI vesicle coat. The annotation marks the transcript as partial.